Messenger RNA from Vicugna pacos (alpaca), 3574 nucleotides. The record is from RefSeq and is a predicted model, not a curated record. NCBI's taxonomy places the organism in Eukaryota, Metazoa, Chordata, Mammalia, Artiodactyla, Camelidae.
CGGGCCUGGAGCACAGCCGGGUCUAAUAUGCCCGGAGCCGAGGCGCGAUGAAGGAGAAGUCCAAGAAUGCGGCCAAGACCAGGAGGGAGAAGGAAAAUGGCGAGUUUUAUGAGCUGGCCAAGCUGCUCCCGCUGCCGUCGGCCAUCACCUCGCAGCUGGACAAGGCGUCCAUCAUUCGACUCACCACGAGCUACCUGAAGAUGCGCGCUGUCUUCCCCGAAGGUUUAGGAGACGCGUGGGGACAGCCGAGCCGCGCCGGGCCCCUGGACAGCGUCGCCAAGGAGCUGGGAUCACACUUGCUGCAGACUUUGGAUGGAUUUGUUUUUGUGGUAGCAUCUGAUGGCAAAAUCAUGUAUAUUUCGGAAACAGCUUCUGUACAUUUAGGCUUGUCCCAGGUGGAGCUCACGGGCAACAGCAUCUACGAGUACAUCCACCCCUCCGACCAUGACGAGAUGACGGCCGUCCUGGCGGCCCACCAGCCGCUUCACCAUCACCUGCUCCAAGAGUAUGAGAUAGAGAGGUCCUUCUUCCUUCGAAUGAAGUGUGUCUUGGCCAAAAGAAACGCCGGCCUGACCUGCAGCGGAUACAAGGUCAUCCACUGCAGCGGCUACCUGAAGAUCAGGCAAUAUAUGCUGGACAUGUCCCUGUAUGACUCGUGCUACCAGAUCGUGGGGCUGGUGGCCGUGGGCCAGUCGCUGCCACCCAGCGCCAUCACUGAGAUCAAGCUGCACAGCAACAUGUUCAUGUUCAGGGCCAGCCUCGACCUCAAGCUGAUAUUCCUGGAUUCCAGGGUGACCGAGCUGACAGGCUACGAGCCACAGGACCUGAUUGAGAAGACCCUCUACCAUCACGUGCACGGCUGUGACGUGUUCCACCUCCGCUACGCGCACCACCUCCUGCUGGUGAAGGGCCAGGUCACCACCAAGUACUACCGGCUGCUGUCCAAGCUGGGCGGCUGGGUGUGGGUGCAGAGCUACGCCACCGUCGUGCACAACAGCCGCUCGUCCCGGCCCCACUGCAUCGUGAGUGUCAAUUAUGUCCUCACGGAUAUUGAAUACAAGGAACUGCAGUUGUCCCUGGACCAGGUGUCCACGUCCAAGUCCCAGGACUCCUGGAGGACCGCCUUGUCUACCUCACAAGAAACUAGGAAAUUAGCUAAACCCAAAAAUACGAAGAUGAAGACAAAGCUGAGAACAAACCCUUACCCUCCACAGCAAUACAGCUCGUUCCAAAUGGACAAACUGGAAUGCGGCCAGCUCGGAAGCUGGAGAGCCAGCCCCCCCGCCAGCGCCCCGGCGCCCCCAGAACAGCAGCUCCAUUCAGAAGGCAGCGACCUCCUGUAUGCCCCAUCCUACAGCCUGCCCUUCUCCUACCAUUACGGACCCUUCCCUCUGGACUCUCACGUCUUCAGCAGCAAAAAGCCAAUGCUGCCGGCCAAGUUCGGGCAGCCCCAAGGAUCCCCGUGCGAGGUGGCACGCUUUCUGCUGAGCACGCUGCCAGCCGGCGGCGAGUGCCAGUGGCACUACGCCAACCCCCUAGUGCCGAGCAGCCCGUCUCCAGCUAAGAGCCUUUCCGAGCCGCCGGUGAACACGGCUCGGCACGGCCUGGUGCCAAACUACGAAGGUGGGUCCUGUUUGCAUGAGGGGAGGGGGCAGGGCUGGGACCAGCGGCGGUGGCGGUCCUGGGUGGCAGAUGGAAAAAGAAUCCUCCCACUUGGGGCCGCAGCUUUCCCUUUUCUCUGCUGCUGAGUGGGAACUGCGAUGCUUUCCUGCCCUCACUGCGAGUGCUUCCCGGUAGUGAAAAAAGCUGGGUGACAGUCGGUGGGCCUUGUGGGCACCAGGAACAGCGGAGAAGGCAGAGAGAACCAGGUGUUCGGCCACCCACCGUAAAAAUCCUGGUCCUGUUUGCUCCCCACAAGGGAGACAGAAUGAUUUUCCUAUGUACUGAGAACCCCCAGCUGUCAUUAUUUUAUAAGAUUACUUUCUACUCCAUCCAGAGAUGAAUAUGGGACACUACUGGUUUUCUUCCCACACCUGUUUUCAAACUGUGGAAAACAGUGGUGGAAAAUCACAGGCUCAGGGACAGAAAUGCCACUCACCCUCCCAGGGCAAAUAACACCCCCCCAGGACUCAGUUUUUUCAUCUGUAAAAUGGGAUUAUAAGCCAUGUCAGUUGCCUACAGCAGGGCUUGGCACGCAGACAGGAAUGGCCUUCCAUCCAGCUUCUCCCGGAGGCAGGCAAGGAGAGGUCCUCCGUGGAGGUGCCAGCAGCUGCCCCAGGCCCCGACAGAUUCCUGUUUGCUCAAUGGGACAACCCCCAGGCAGAGGGUAGACGGUGGGAGCUGUGGGUCGGCUGUAAGAGGUGUGUUCCUGUUUUAUCCAGAUCUAACUGUCGCUCAGAAUGUAGACCAGGUUUGUGCAAAUGUCCUGCAGGGACCACUAAAUGCCGGGUGAAUGUUACAAGCCCCAGAAAAGAGCCACCUGCUUAAAGAGGAGAGCCCCUUGGAGUCCCCAUCCCCCACCUAACUUUCUCUCUUUGGAGGCAGGUGGGGCUCUGCUGCUUCCCUGAGCUGCUUUGCUGAUCUCUUGCUCUGUGCUGUGACUGUCUUUACAAGGCUUUGACAUACACUUUGUCUUCAAACAUGACAAGAGGGCUAGAUCCCAGGAGAAAUCUAACCUGGAGAUUACCAGGACAUGUUUUUCAAAAGUAGCAGUUUAAAAAAGAACAUACGAGCCACCAGGGAGAACAUACUAGCAACCAGGGCUGUGCAGUCCUGCCUUCUGGCCUCAGCCAGCCCCAGGAGCCACUGAUUUCUCAGAUUUGGAUCCCCAAUACCCAUCAGUGCAUUGGGUCCCUCGAAUAACCAAGAAAGGGAUUUCUUGCACAGCCAAGGAAAGAAAAACAAAGCAAAAGGUUUUGGUAACAGCUGAGAAUAUUACCUACUUGAGAUUGACUUGAAAGAAUUAUUUUGCUUUGUGUGUGGAAGUUGACCAAUGAGAUAACACAGCAUUUGAUUUUUUUUAAUUGCUGUUCUGAAAGUGAAAGAGAUUAAUAACCACUUCAUUUGUCAGAUGCUUGGUAAAAAAAUGGACCAAAGGUGCUAAUUGGGGGCAAUUUGUGAUCGACUUCCUAGCCUUUUUGAUAUUAAAGGAAGACAAAGGAUGUCUUAAGGUUAAAAAGAGGCGGGGGCUGGGGGGGGGAAUAAUUGAUUGCAGACAUCUAAUUAGUGAGAGUGGUUAUUACUUUAAUUAUGACAGUACUAAAGGGAGCAGGGUGAUUACCACUCUGCCCUCCUCAUAGAGGGAUAAGCAAAAAAGAUCAGGGCAGACUGGGACCACCUAACACGAGGGCCAUGGAAGCCUCUACGCUGUCCAAUAUGGUGGCCACCAGCCCCGAGGGUGUGCCCGGAGUAUCUGCACUGCAGUUCGAAGACAGAAACAAGGAAUACACUACCUCCAUGCUUUUUAUAUUGAUUCCUAUUGAAAUGCUAUUUCGGCUAUGUUGAAUUAAAUUAAGUAUCUUACUAACAUUUACUCCACCUGUUUCUCUUCACUCUUUCCUGCGGCUGCUAGAAC